Homarus americanus (American lobster) is the source of this 1446-nucleotide messenger RNA. Its product is annotated as nephrin-like. The coding region runs from base 1 to 1389 and encodes 462 amino acids. The transcript is spliced from 8 exons. NCBI's taxonomy places the organism in Eukaryota, Metazoa, Arthropoda, Malacostraca, Decapoda, Nephropidae. The record is from RefSeq and is a predicted model, not a curated record.
AUGGCCAGGUGUGGAAUCAAUGCAACAGGAAGCCCACGACCGUCAGUAGUGUGGUACAAGGCCACACAACUUCUGGACAGCUACAUGGAGUCCCAGGCUUCAGGAAACACCACGGAAGAAGCCCAUUCAGUAGAGGGUUUCACUACGCUCGAGCCGGGGCCUAAGGAGCAAGAGGAGGAGCCAAUCACAGCUUACCAAGGUGAACCUUUCAAUACGCUCACUCUAGGGCCCCUGAGCCGAGGCGACUUGCAGCUGUUGUUGACAUGUGAAGCUUUCAAUAACAACAUUACCUCAGCUGCCUCCGUCAGCGUCUCUGUCGAUAUGAACCUGUCCCCCCUUAGUGUGGAGAUCCGCCCCCCUGAAGAGGACCCCCUGACAGCUGGAGUGGAGUACAGGGUGGCGUGUGUGGUGGUGGGCGCCCGACCCUCACCUGCUCUCACCUGGUGGAUUAAUCAGCACCAGCUUCUUCAGGCCGAGGUCACGACCUCAGCAGAUGGCAACGUAACCACCAGUACAGUGUUACUCAACCCACGACCUGAGGACCAUGGUUCGAUUCUCCGCUGUGUGGUCGGCCUGCCAGCCAUCCUUGAGGACUCCUAUAACCUUACUGUAAACUACAUACCGAAGGCGACGUGCAGCUUCGGGUCAUCACUGAACUCUGGGAACAUCAAGGAGGGAGAUGACGUGUACUUUGAGUGUACUAUUGAGGCCAACCCCAGAGUCACACAUGUUUCCUGGCGACAUAAUGAUGCGGAGCUGGUGCACAAUGUAUCAGCUGGGAUCAUCAUCAGUAAUCAGAGCUUGGUGCUGCAGAAGGUCUACAGGGCCCAGGCGGGGAGGUACUCUUGCCACGCCCAUAACCUAGUUGGUGAUGGCGCCUCUAACUCUCUGAGACUCGACGUUAAGUACGCCCCCGUGUGCUCACUUGGUCAGGUCACUACCUACGCUGUGGGUCGCUAUGAGGACGCUGAGGUGACCUGUUCCGUGGAUGCCAACCCCGUGCAGGAGUCCUUCCAGUGGACGUUCAACAACACGGCGGACACCAUCGACGUGCCUCAGGGUCGCUUCACCUCCACCAAGAGCCACAGCGUCAUCACCUACACUCCCAUGACCUCCCUCGACUACGGGACGCUCCUCUGCUGGGCUACCAACGCCAUCGGUAGCCAGAGGGACCCCUGCGUCUUCCAUAUUGUUCCUGCAGGUAAGCCAGACUCCCCCAGCAACUGCACGGUGGGCCUAGGUACGUCCACCUCCGUCAAGCUAAAGUGUGUGGCCGGGGGAAGCGGAGGACUACCGCAGCAUUUCCACCUCCAAGCCAGCCUCCACCAGGGUCAGCACACCUUCAACUUCACCUCCCACGCCCUCCCAGUGUUCCAGGUGAGUGUAUGAGCCUCCCACGCCUUCAACCUCACCUCCCAUCAUUGUAGAGAAACACAGCAAUAUAAA